Messenger RNA from Ylistrum balloti, 891 nucleotides. Its product is annotated as leucine-rich repeat-containing protein 42-like. The transcript is spliced from 5 exons. Gene Ontology annotation, molecular function: protein binding. Lineage: Eukaryota; Metazoa; Mollusca; Bivalvia; Pectinida; Pectinidae. Bases 1 to 891 code for a protein of 296 amino acids. The record is from RefSeq and is a predicted model, not a curated record.
AUGUUGAAGAAACCAAGAUUGGAUAUUGCAUCAACUGCACAUGUGGCUACCACACCCAACUCUCUGUUUAAACUAGCUGUACAUUACAUUGCACAACAUCUUGAAUUGGUGGAAUCAUUCAUGGGUUUUCCAGAAAUUGUUGGAGAACUCAUAUUUAGGGCAGCGGAACACAGUUGUAGAUUUGAUUAUGAAGAGGAUGAGUACCACAAGUGUCUGAGGCGAUUAAUACUGUUUACUGAAGCCUACGGAGAAGUUGUCCUGUCUAAGUUAAGUUUGAGUGGGAGAUGGUCAAGUUUUCAACUAUAUAAAAGCCACAUUGAGAUAUUUCGAGACCUGACUGAGUUGGAGCUGGCAGAAUGUGGAUUAGAAGAUGAGGAUGAUGUAUUACCACACAUUGGCCAGUAUCUCCUGAAGUUGACAUAUUUGUCAUUGAGACAAAACAAACUGACAGACAAGGGACUGAUGAGGCUGACUACCCCUUACAGAGUGAUGGGAACUGGACCAGGGAAACUUGUACAGCUCAAUAUAUCAGAUAAUCAAGAUAUCACUGCAUCUGGUAUUAAAAAAUACAUGUCUGGUUUCCGAGAAUUGAAUGAGAUCAACAUCACUGGAACAUCUGUAAAGAGAACUGAGGCCUUGUUAAAAAUAUGGAAGUUUGAGGUUAGAAAAGGGAGCAGUACUGGACCUGAGGUGGUUAGUUUUGGAUGGGCCAGUGGUGUUACUGUUAGUGGAUACAACCUGAUACUGUCUAGAAUUAUUGAGGGAGCCGUAGCGGCUGAAAAAGAAUCUGCAGAUUUCAACGUUUCUCAAAGAAGUAAUAGGUUCAGGCAGCAUGGACCUGGAACAGUUCUGCAAUCAGCUGCAUGUGGAUAUUGUAUAAGUGACUUGUAA